This is a messenger RNA of Bradysia coprophila, 1480 nucleotides long. RefSeq lists its product as uncharacterized. Lineage: Eukaryota; Metazoa; Arthropoda; Insecta; Diptera; Sciaridae. The record is from RefSeq and is a predicted model, not a curated record.
UAACAUUUCAAGCAAUUUUGUGAAGCAUUUUCUACCUGCGCUGCUAGAAAAUACUUUUAAUAAAUUGUUAAAACGCGUUUGAAUUUUUAAAAUUUCUCACUAAUUAUCGUGCAAACGCCAGUCGAUUCAUUGAAUUUGACAGAAGUGGAAUACAAACCGUGAAAAUGUCUGAUAAUCACGCAGAAAGUCCUCAACAACAAGAUGCCGAAAAUGAUAUCGCUGGCAAAAAAACGGCGGCUCGAACUCCGUCGAAAAGGAAAUCAAAAUUAGAAAGAGAACGUGAGGAAAGCGAAGAAAUAAUUAAAUCAAUGGGCGGAGCUGUCGAAGAAGGUGGUCGUCGCACUAGGUCAAGCGCCAGAGGAUCCGUAACAACUACACCAGUAACACCAGCUCCGAAAAAGCCGAGAGUUGCACGAGGCAGAGCAAAACCGAAGAAAAUUGAUGUCGAUGACGAAGCGAACGAUGUCGAAGAGGAUGCCGAAGAACAGCCGGCUGAGGACAAACAGGAAAGCAAAGAAAAUGCCGAAAGUAUGGAAGUUGAUGGAACGACCGAUGAUGCGGAAACCAAUGACACUGUAUCGCAAAACGACGACGGUAAAGACAAACAGUCAGAGGUCGAGCAAGCGAAAGAGAAAAACAGUGAAUCCGGCAAUUCGUUAACUGAUGAAAGUGCUAAGUCUACAGUUCAAAAUGACGUAGCGCCGAAAGAGGAUGCCAUAGAAAAGCCAAAAGUAGAAACACCUCCCUCGCCAGCGAAAGACUCUCCAGUCACGCGACCGAUCGAAGAAGCUGCCAUUCCUGAUGCGGCCAAAGAAGCUGCCGAAGUCAAUGAGAAGGCGAAUGACAAUUCACAUACGAAUAAUGAGUCUGUUGAUGCGGUCGUUAAGGACAAUAAGACGGAGGAGAAAAUCGAUGAUGCACCAUCCAAUGCAGAACCAACUAUAAAGCCAACCGAAUCAGCUCAGGAGAUAGCGACCGCAUUGUAAUUUCAUCAUACAGCACAAUCGAUCACAAGAAAUUUAAAUUUUAAAAUCUUAAGGUGUAAUCGUAUUAACGAUUAUCCAACAGAAAUGAAAAAGUUUUUUUUUUAGUAAUUUUUAUACUUGCAUUUCCACCCCUCCCACUCUUAACCGUAAGAUUUACUGAGACUAAAAUGUACAUUGAACAUUUUUUUUUAUAUUAAAAUGCAAUCGUUAAUGGACUUGAUGAAUGAAUGUGGUUGUCAAGUCGCAUUACUAAUAAUAUUAGUAUAGAUGAUGGAUAUGUGUACCAAAAUUAAAUUCGCGUUAAUUUUGUUAGAACUCGUAAAACAAAUGAACAUUUUUCAAAGUAAACAAGUGCAUGUACAUACGAUUUCCAAAAUGUAAAAAAAAACAAACAGAAAUUGAGAAAAUUAUCGAUAAUUCAAAAUAUUUAAUAUUACACAAUCAGCAAAGCAAGGUACAAACAGAUAUAAAUUAAAAAUUCAAAAAUUCGUGAC